This is a messenger RNA of Momordica charantia (bitter melon), 1738 nucleotides long. RefSeq names its product Tetratricopeptide repeat (TPR)-like superfamily protein. NCBI's taxonomy places the organism in Eukaryota, Viridiplantae, Streptophyta, Magnoliopsida, Cucurbitales, Cucurbitaceae. Gene Ontology annotation, molecular function: protein binding. The record is from RefSeq and is a predicted model, not a curated record.
AUCUCAAUCUUCCAAUCCCGUCUAUGAUCUGUCCAUUUCUUGUUUCUCCUCGAAGCUUCGCGUUUCACGAGGCUCUCGUUCGCGUUCCUUCUUCGAUUUCGUUUCUGUGAAACUCGAGGAAAUUUCAUCCACUGGGGUUCGUUUGAUUUGGGGAUUUGUUCAGUGGGAUUUGAGUUUCGAUGCCCAUGGCGACCGCGCCCUUGAAUAAAAUUGAGCGAGCGCACCAGAUGUAUCGGGAGGGGCUCUAUGUGGAAGCCCUGAGAUUCUACACUGAAGCGCUUGCCAUGGCCAAGACCAAGUCCCAGAGGAUCGCGCUCCAUAGCAAUAGAGCUGCCUGUCAUUUGAAACUUCAUGAUUUUAAGAAGGCAGCGGAAGAAUGUACGUGGGUUCUUGAGCUUGAUCACAAGCACACCGGAGCGCUAAUGCUCCGUGCCCAGACUCUUGUUACCCUGAAGGAAUACCAUUCAGCUCUCUUUGAUGUCAACAGACUUAUAGAACUGAACCCAACAUCAGAAGUUUAUCAAAAUCUUCAAACUCGUCUCAAGACGCAAUUGUCACUUGCUCCAAUACCUGAAUCAGAAGCAGAGCUUGAAGAGGAAGAGGAAGAGGAAGAGGAGGAAUAUGAUGUUGAGUUCAAUGCAUAUGCAGCCAGCGAGAUGUGCAAAGAGGAAAAAGAAAAUUCAGUAUCUCCAAGUAUUGAGCGGGUGCAGAAACCUGAGCACAAUUGCAGUUUGACCGAAAAUACCGAUGUCCAGACAACUCGGGGCUACAGUGGAUUUUCUGAAGAUGGAAACAGUCAGAAAGCUGAGGUGAAAAUGACUACUAGAACUGAAGUUGUUGCCCCUCAAGCACAGAGCAUGAAGGGUACAAUGGACCAAGGUUCCAAGGGCUGGAAAACAAUCCCAAAACCAAAGGGACACUCAACUUUAGACUAUGCACGGUGGGACCGAGUCGAGGAUGAUUCUAGUGAAGACGACGAUGACGAUGAAGAAGAAGAGUCUGGACCUCAAUACCGUUUUCGUGUUAGAACUGUUGGAGUUAGAUCGGUGAAGUGAACUGAACAUACAACAUACAAUCAAAUGUCUUGCUGUCUUGAUAGAGAACUGACACAACGAGCAACUCGAAACCUUGUGGAUUCAGAGAUUCACAUGUUUUAAAUAUCAACAUCAAUGAUACUUUCAGAUCUACAUGAUGAGGUUUCCGUCACGAGGAAGAUUAGCACCAUGGAUGAUCUGAUCGACGAGCAAGCUCUACACAUGAUAUCUUAAACAAAGCUCCCAACUUAUGUCGUAGUUUGGUUUGAGUAAUGUGUCUGCAGCAGAACAUCACAUUCCGGGUGGUUAUCAGAAAUGGAUAAUAUUUCUGGCGUCUAAUGUUCAAUGCUGGCUUUUCGUUCGCCCGAGAAAAUGAUGUAAAUACUAUUAUCAGCCGCUAUCCACGGCGAAUUGUUGGUAGACUCAGCAGCAGAGUAAGGUUCAAAUUUCCUGAUACCUGAAAGAAACAAACAGUUGUAAUGUCAUGGUGAUAAGGUAAUUGAAUGGAUUGUUAAUCUUGUUUUUUUACUUUUGUUCCUUUCUUUGUUUUGUUUCGUUUCUUUUUUCUGGCAUUUCGGAAGCCAUGGAUGAUGUUUCGGCUAGUUUCGUGAAUAAUUUGAGAGUUGAAACAAAAAUUUGGCCAGAACAAGCAAAAUCAUGGGUAUUAGCUAACCAGUAAAUGUAGAGGUAAGCCAUUCUCUUUC